AUGGAUGAGGCAAAGUUUGGGAAUCAGCCAACGUCCUAUUUUGCCAAGAAGACUCCUCAAACCGAUCCACACACCUACCGUGUUGAAGCGAACGGACCUCUUCUGCUCCUUGCUGGUGUCACUUGUGCUGGUAAUUUUAAAGCAUGCGAUCACGCAGCCUUCAUGCCUCAUCCCUUGCCGACACCAGAGUGCUACGAAAAAGCGUAUUUGGAUGACGACCAUCCCGCCGUACGAAAGAACGGUUUCUACCUGGACGUGCCAAGCGCUUGCACUUCAACCCAAAAUGUUGUGCUGACUGGAAAUCGAGGAAAUUUGUGGAUGAAUAUAUCUGUGCCUGUUACAAAACAGUCAUCAAUUACGUUAGUGGAUUCGACAUACGGAGACGCUAUCUACUUCCAUGCAGAGUAUGUCUUUGAAGCUGUUGAGAGUGUGGAUUGA
Messenger RNA from Ostertagia ostertagi, 438 nucleotides. The record is from the annotation of a GenBank genome assembly. NCBI's taxonomy places the organism in Eukaryota, Metazoa, Nematoda, Chromadorea, Rhabditida, Trichostrongylidae.